Molecule: messenger RNA, 189 nt
Organism: Colletotrichum paranaense
Lineage: Eukaryota; Fungi; Ascomycota; Sordariomycetes; Glomerellales; Glomerellaceae
Exons: 2
Coding region: 1-189 (62 amino acids)
Source: RefSeq, a predicted model, not a curated record
AUGCGUAUCAUUGCCUUUGCUGCUGCUGCGUUAGCCUUCGCCAUGCCCAUUUCUCUACGUGUCUGCGCGGCGUUUGGUGUCUCCUCUCAGAACGGAGUUAUCAAAGACUGCACCUCCGGAAGUUGUAUCGGCAAGGUCGGAGAGUCCUGCACUCAAUCCCUCGCAGGACCCGUUUUGUGCCCUGUUUGA